This is a messenger RNA of Paramecium primaurelia, 2909 nucleotides long. The record is from the annotation of a GenBank genome assembly. NCBI's taxonomy places the organism in Eukaryota, Ciliophora, Oligohymenophorea, Peniculida, Parameciidae.
AUGAAAUUAGUUUGCCGUUUAAGACCAUAGCCUAAUAAUACAUCUUCAAGUACUGUAAAUUCAAAAAAGGAUGUGCGUACUAAUAUCUUUGCAGGUGUAUUAUCUAAUGAAUGUAUGUUUUGAACCAUAAUAAGCACCCCAGACUCUUGUUAUAAGUUCACGUAAUGCAAUAUCACAGAAAAUAAUUUUUGAGUAUUUAAAGAAUGAUUCAGAUAUAAUGAAACAACGAUAAUCGAUAAUUGAGAAUUCUGAUCUUUUUCAAUUUGAUUAAGUAUUUGGUGAAAAGGCUAAUCAAUAAUUGGUUUAUGAUUAAGUGAUGGCAACUAAAGUAAACAAUUUGAUCACUGGUUCAUCAGGUUCCUUAAUUAUAUUGGGAGGACCUGAAAGUGGCAAAAAGUAUACCAUCAAAGGUGAAGAGAGAAGUCAGGAGAAGGGUUUAGCUGUAUUAAUAGUAGAAAAUAUACUCAAUUUAAUUGAAAGUUCAAAAUAAUUAAGAGGGAAGGGAAAAUUAAAUAUUUCAAUAUCAUUAGUAAAUAAUAUAGAGAUCAUUGAUUUAAUAGGAUCAUCUAGAAGUUAAACUGUUAAAUUUUCAUAAAUUAAGAGUGCAAUUGAAUUUAAAAAAAUGCUUAAUUAAAGUAUAUUCUAAUAUAAGUAAUAUGUAAAAGAGCAUCCAGAAACAAAAAAUAAUCAUAUUUUUAUUAAAUAUUUAAUUGAAUAGGAUAAAUAGGAAGUAGCUUAAUUACAUUUAAUUCUUUUUAAUGAAUUUAGAAGAGUUACAUAAGAAGCUAAAGAUUUUUAAAUGAAAUUGAAAUAAUUACUUAUAUCUUAAUAAGAUUUUUAAGAAAAAGAGUUGGAUAGUAAAUCAUUACUAUAACUCUAUUUAUCUUUGAGAGAAACUAAAUUUAAUAAUGUGACUGUUUUAUUUUGUGUAUCUUAAGUUUAAUAGGAUCAUAUAACUGCGUAUAUGACAUUAUAAUUUGCUGAAGAUUUGAGACAAACAAUAAAACCUUCAACAUAAAGAAUAGCAUUAUCUUAAUUAGAGAAUUAAUCAAUAAAAUCAAAAUCAUAAUUGGGAAGAGAUAAUAUAAUUUAAUAAUUUGGAUCAAAGGGAUCUUUUGAUGAUUAACCAUCUAGAAUAGUAAGACCAGGAGGUUCUGAUUAAAUAAUGAGAUUUGGAUCAGAUCAGAAUUUAAGACCAGGAUCAGAUUAAACUGUUUUACAUUAAUCAAAAAUAUAUAGUACAAUUGACAGAUAACCUAGUAGAUAAGAAAUAAAUUUUUCAAAGCAAUUUUAAGAAUUGAAGGAAUUAUUAAAAGAAAAAGAAGUGAUGGAAGAUUAUAAGUAAUUAUAAAUGAAUAUAGUUAUUAGAGUGUAAAGAUUUGAAAAGGAAUUAAAGAAUUUAUAUGAAGAGAAUUCAAGAUUGUAGAGUAAGGUUUAUUAAUAAGAAGAUUCUAUUAAAUAAAGAGAUUUAUUGAUUUAAUAGAUGGAAUAACAUAUGGAUGAUAAUAAAAAGUAGAUGGAAAUAGAACAUUAAUUAUUUACUUAAGCAAAAUAGAAUGAAAAUAUUUAUGAAUAAAAUUAAGAAGAAUUAAAUGAAGCAGUAGCAUAAUUAAAUUAAUAAUUGAGAUAUUGUAAUGAAGAAUCAUAAUUAUAAAAAUAAAAAAUAAGAGUUUUAGAAAAUGAUAUUGAAAUGUUAAAAGAAUAAGAGUUUAAGAAUGUAAAACAUUAUGAAAAGAGAGAAGAUGAAUUUAUGAAUUUAAUUUAAUAAGAAUAAGAACGAAAUAAAUAAUUAUAUUAAGAAUUAGAUUAUUUUGCAAUUGAAUUAAAGAAUAGAGAAUAAUAAUUAUAGAGUAGUGAUGAAAAUAUUAAAACUUUAAAUAAAGUGAUUGAAGAAUAAUCUAAGAGAAUAGAAGAGGAGAAAUAAAAGAAUAAGGAAUUAUGUGAGAAUGUAAACAGUCACAAAUUAAAAUAAGAAGAGACUGUUAGAGAUAUAAAUUAAAUUGAAUAAAAAUUUACUAGAUUAAAGGUUAAAUUGGAAACAGAAAAUAAAUAAUUAAAAUAAGAUAAGGAAAUAUAUUUAUCAAAAUAUAAAGAGAAAUUAAAGAAAUAUAAAACUCAAUUAAAAUAAUUUGAAUAAGAAAAUGGAUAGAUGAAGAUGGAAAGAGUUAAAUUAUAAACAGAAAAUGAUUAAUUAUAUGGUAUUUCAAAACAAUUAGAAACAUAAUUAGGUAGAGUUCAUAGUGAAACUACAGAAAGAAUUGGAGGUUAAUAUGAUAUAUAUGAAUAGGAUAAAAUUAGAUAAUAAAAUUAUUAAUUAAAUAAUUAAUUAUAAUAAUCAGAUUAUGAGGUAUUAUAUUUUUUAAAUAUUUAAUUAGAUUAAAUAAUUAUCAUUAUAACUUAACAAUGCAAUAUAAUAAUUAGAAUAAACUAAUAUUGAAUAUGAUCGUAUUUUAUAAGAGAAUUAAAAAUUAUAAUAAUUAUUAGAUAAUAAAUAAUCUGAAGCUAAGAAAAAUGAAUUUAUGAUUGAGAAAGUUGUAGAACUAAGUGAUAAAUAAUUAGAUGAUUUAGAAUCAAAAUUUAAUAAAUUAACAGCAUAAAUUAAUUCAUUAUAACAUGAAAAGAAAUCAUUAUAGUUAGAAAAUUAAAAUUUAAAAAAUUAAUUAGAAUAGUUAGAUGGUAAUGAUUUAGUUUUAGAAAAGAGAAUAGUUAAAUUAAGAAAAGAAAAUAAAGAAUUAAGUAAUCAAAUUAAAUAGUUAAAUUAAAAUAUGAAAGAAAUGAUUGUUGAAAAACAUUCAGAAAUGAGAAAUACAUCUUUACGUUAAAGUAGAUAUAGUAACAAAUUAUUAAGUUAAAAUUAAUCUUAUAGAUCAUAAAGAUUAAUGGAUUAUGAAGAUGAUGAUGUUAUUUGA